AUGGCACCGCCAACCAAUGAUGGACGGCGCUUGGUGGGGUGGUACCGAAUGGCCCUUGCGGCGUUUGUGAUGGUUGUGGUGAACACUCGUGCUGCCGAAAUCGUUGUGGUGGAUGGAAAUCUGGCCAUCGUUUUGGACGAUCCCGCAACAAAUCGCGUGGUCAUUGGCGGGGCCGCCGAGGCAGAGACCGAUCUCUUCACCGACGAUGAUGCGCAACUCUUGACCAAGGCGCAAGUCGCUGCGUUGCUGACGACUUUGGAGGCAACGAUGGAGAGUCGUUGGGCGUUGCGUUUUGCGCAAAUGCAGGAGCGAAUGCAGGCCCAGCUCGAUGCCAAGCUCAACGUCACCGAACUUGCAGCCACCGUGGAUGCCAUGCUCAUAGACACGGCCAAUGCCUCGGCCCUGCGCACCCGGCUGCAGGGCGCCGAGACCCUCGCCGCUGAUAACAGCCAGCGUGCUUUUGCAGCUGAGGAGCGCCUCACCGCCCUCGAGCAAGCCAAUAACACCCUGGCUACGGUCGUGGAGUCGUUGGCUUCAACCAAGGCCGAUGCCACGGACGUCCGCACUGACGAUCAGAUCCGGGCGGUCAUGACAGCCAUGGUCAACAACGAACCCGCCAACAACGCCGUGCGCAACGCCUUGGAUGCCAAGGUGGAUGCAGUUACCCAAUACGCUGACGAGGACGCGCGUGACCUCCUCAACGACAUUGUCAACAACCCGGAGGGGGACAACAACGCCCUGCGUCUGGUGCUGGAUGAUUUGGCGACGCGCCUGGGCGCGGCAGAAGCGAGCCUGGGCACGGACUGCGGUGCUGCCUGCGCGGCCGGUACAUACGAGGCGACGGCAUGCAAUGUCGGGGCUGGGACCGCACGCGUGUGCUCAGCAUGCGGUACCGGAUCCUUUUCCUACGGUGGAUCCGUUCCCAGCUGCACCAACUGCGAGUCGUGCGCUGCAGACGAUUAUGAGGUGCACGGCUGCACGGCUUCCUCGGAUCGUGUCUGUGCGCGCUGCACCACGUGCGUGCCUGGGCGCACCUACGAGACGACGGCAUGUACGACGUCGACGAACCGUGUCUGCUCAAGCUGCGCAACGUGUGCCAGCAACGAGUACAUUGCCAGCGAAUGCACGGUGAGCAGCGAGCGUGUGUGCAACGCGUGCACAACCGCAUGCGCAGCCAACGAGUGGAUGGCUGAGCCGUGCAAGAGUGAUAGCAACGCCGUGUGCCAGACCUGCACGGUCUGUGAGGCUGGAUUCUACGAGGCUCGGGCCUGCUCAGCAACCGCGGACACACUGUGCCUGCGAUGCACCGACUGCGGAGAGGAUGAGGUGCUGACGGCUUGUAGUGCUGCGGCGGACACGGUCUGCCUCGCUCCCAACUGGGGCCUCAACGUUGACCUGGCAACAUCCCUGCAUCAGCUAAACCGGGCAGGAAGCUAUGUGCCAUUGACGGGCUUUAGCCAGAAUGUCUCCAGUCUGCACAGCACGUUCCUUCGCGCAGGCACAACUUUUGAUGGAACCACUGUCAGCACAACCGACGCCGGUCACUAUUUCCUGGCCUACAACAUUCGGAUUGAUGACAUAUCGGACAAUUGGGUGCACUGUAACAUGGGUUUCAAUGGCGCAAACGAUCCCGCGGUCGACGGAAUGAGCCUUGUCCGGGGUACUACCGACUACAAGCAGUGGACCUUCUCCAACGCUGGCAUCGUUCAGCUGGUAUCCGGCACGGGCGUGGGCGUCUUUAUGGCCGCCGUGGCCGACAACGAUUUCACAGUGCAUGAGGACUCGGGCAUGUCAGCGUAUCGUGUGCACCCCACUGAGGGUGUUUAUGCCCUUUUGACCUCGUCUUACAGCAUCACGACUAGCGCUAGCUGGUUCAAGAUCAAUGGUUGGACCACAGACGUGGCAACCAGCCGAACCCGCUACUUGUUUGGGGGUAGCUUGCAAAGCUCGGCCUACGUGGUGAAAGAAAGCGGCGUGUUUCUCUUGAGCGCCACCGUGCGCUUGGAUGGACCCGGCGACACUGGCGCAACCGGUAGCCACUACCAUCGCCUGUCCAUUGUCGUCAACGAUAGCCCUACGCACAACACGCCUCUGCACAUGAUCCAAGGCACGCCCUUUCCAAAUGAUUACAUGGUUAAUUACGUCGGUGGCUUGGCUUACCUCAACGCCGGCGAUCGUGUACAGCCGUACGGCUUUAACAGCUAUGCCUUCAGCUUUGCUUAUAGUCCCCAGUCGCAUUUGACAGUAGCCCGACUUGAGACCAGUCAUGCCUUCAGUGCUUUGAUGUCCUCAUCGAUGACAGUGACGACCAGUGACCCGGUAGAAAUUAACGCUUGGACCGUCACGCCGGCGACUGUUUCCAUUUGCUUUAACAAGGGUGGUGCUUUUGACCCCGCCAGCGGACGCUUUACGGCUCGCCGUUCCGGCUUUUAUUACGUGGCUGCCAACAUCCGCGUUGAUGGAGUGAAUACCGCCUCUCAGACCCUGGUCACAAUCAAAUCCAGCGCCGACAACACAUACACGGACGCUGGCUUGACGUCCGUUCGUACUCCAUACGGCACUGUCAAUCCCGCGUACCAAACCUUGAGCCCAGUGGGUGUUGUAUACUUGAGGAAGGGCGACUACGUCUCCGUGUUUGUUCAGGUGACUGGAUUCUCGACCUCCUACAUCGUACAGCAAGAAAGUGGCUUCAGCGCCAUGCUUCUUGAUGGUGCCUCGUAG
Monosiga brevicollis MX1 is the source of this 2721-nucleotide messenger RNA. RefSeq lists its product as uncharacterized. Lineage: Eukaryota; Choanoflagellata; Craspedida; Salpingoecidae. The record is from RefSeq and is a predicted model, not a curated record. Gene Ontology annotation, molecular function: hormone activity. The transcript has 2 exons. Bases 1 to 2721 code for a protein of 906 amino acids.